CCCAGUCAAAACAACGAUAAAAAUGCGCCUGAGUGGCUGGGAAAUUGUGUUGCUCCUGCUGCCUUUUGGCCUAAUCAGUGCCGUGCGACAGUUGGAGGAGAAUCAGAGCACCAAGAACGAUCACCUGCAUUCCGCAGAACGACAGGUGCGUCGUCGCAACAAUAAAAGCAAUGCCUCCGCGGACCAUCAACGUCAUGCGGCAUCUGGUGGAUCCAAGAAAAAUAGUAGAAGUCAGUCCGUGGGACUGGAUUCGGAUGACUACGAUUGGCUGGAUGCCGAUACCAGUGAGGCCAUCGAUAGCUCCGAAAUUACUGCUUUGGAAUCCGUGAGAUCAUCCGGAGAACCACAUGAUAUCUUCACAUGUUGCAAUCAGGUCUUCGGCUCAUGUCGCACAGCAUGCGAAAAUUUAUCUCUGGUAGAGUUUGCCACUGGCGCUGGCGGCGAUAAUCGCGAGGAACUGCGCAAGUAUUGUCAACUGCACCAAGUGGAAUUCUGGACCUGCGUGAACCAGACUUUCGAUGCGGUCACCCGUGGAGCGGACUGGUCGGGCAGACGUUGCUGCCAAUUUGGCGUUCUGCCCCACUGCCGCAAUGUCUGCGCCACCUCGAAUCGUUCACCUGUGCAAAACUGCAGGCGGAGCGACGAGCAAAUGCUGUACGACUGCCUGGAGCGCCAGGAGGCCGCCGAUCAGUGCUGCGGACAGGCCCGCACCUCCGAGUGUCUGGAGGCCUGUCGAGCCGUUUUCGAGCCCGCAAAUGAUAACCAUGAUCAUGUUGACAUUAAUGGAUCCUGCGGGGAUCGCAACGCGGAUGUGAUUCAGUGCAUAAACAACCACACGGACAUGACUCCGCUGGCAAAUGCCGAGCAGUAUAUUCCCUGUUGUGAGUAUAGCAAUAAGGAGCAUUGUCGUCACACUUGUAGAAACCUCCUACACCAAAAUGCCACCCUCAUGGAACGAAGUGAGGUGAUCUUCUCGCGAUUGGAGGCAGCUGGAUGUGGUUCCCCUUUGCCGCAACUUCCCUUCUGGCAGUGUUUCCUCACGGUGACGGGGAAACUUUAUGUGCCGGGAGGAUCGGGAAGAGCUGGGGGUUCCGUAGGUUCCCAAGGACGCGUUUCGGGCAAGGGAGGUGGAUCCCUGGGGGAAGCCAAUCACCUGGGAAUGGAUGCGGCCAAAAGACAGUGCUGCGAGCAAGCCGGCAGUCACAAGUGCCGGCGACUGUGCAACCAGAUCUUCACCAGCAAUUGGUGGGAGGCGCGAUCCAGUUUCGAGAACGAGUGCAUGGAUCAGCCAGGGGAACGGGAGCUGCGACGGUGUAUAGAGAGUGUGGACGCACCCUGUGAACUGGGCUGUGAGGGUCUGAGCUUUUGCUCCAACUUCAACCAUCGACCCACGGAACUCUUUCGCAGCUGUACGACCGAUCACGAUGCCGCUGCUCGCGAGGAUUUGCAGCUGCUGCAGCAGCGGGGAACCGUUCGAGUCCUGGGACAGGAGCUCUUCAUCAAGAACACCAGUCGAUGUGCCCCGGAAAAGUGGCAGGCCCUCGUCUGUGCCCUCCAACUGAAGCCCUGCACUCGGGUGGGUCUUUUCAAUGGCAUCUGCAGUGAGGAUUGCCAUGAGCUCUUGGAUGAGUGUCUGGAUUGGACACUGCAGAGCCAGCGACCGAAGGAUAUAUGUUCCAGGUUGAAGGAAAAAGAUGAAGAUGAUCCGCUGCCCUGUAUUUCCCUGGAGAGCUAUCUAAAACCAGGAGAAGCCACUCCGGAGGAGUCCCAGGGAAUUACUUUACCCUGCGCCAAGAAGCCCUGUAAUAACAGCGAGGUUUGCAUGCUGCAGCGCGGCGGAAAUCAAGGAUACUCCUGCAUACCCGGCUGCAAUUUGGGACAGGACUCCAAGCUGUUUGUCCCAUUCGGAUCGUAUGUGCGACUGGGAAAGAGCACGCUGCACAAGAAAAGCGAGGUGGGUCAACUGCCGCUGGCCGAGCACAUAGUCUGCUCCUGCGGAUUGGAGGGUCGCCUGGAGCAGUGUCAACCGUUGCCCAGUUAUAUGCAUGCCCACUGCAGUCUUCCUGGAGGUAGGAGCUACCGCCAUGGAUCCUCCUUCUACCUGGAGUGCAACCUGUGCAGCUGCUUCGCCGGCGAGAUUACCUGCACCAAACAGCAGUGUCGUCUGCCGGGAUUCGCCGACUCCGGCUUCACCAGCCUGCCCUGCAAUUGUCCAGCCCAUUACGUUCCCGUUUGCGGCUCCAACGGGAAUACUUAUCCCUCGGCCUGCGUGGCCAAGUGUCAUCUGCCGGAGGGGGACUACGUCUAUGGGGCCUGCAAUGCCCGGAAUGCCUGCCAGGCAGCCCCUCCGAAUAGCUGUCCACCCGGAACUCAGUGCCUGGACAGCAGGAAGGUAUGCCUGGCCAGCAUGCAGAAGCCGUGUCUGCAAUAUGUGUGUGUGAACGCCACCGCUUCGAACUGUUCGUCCUUCCACCAGGGUGAGGUAUGCGAUACCCAAGGACGCACUCAUGCCAAUGCCUGUGACUUGCUGAGAGCCAAUCCCCAAGGACAAGUGGCCUACUGGUCGGCCUGUCAAUCGAAUCGUUACUCGCCCUCACCGUCGCCAGUCUGUGGAGUCAAUGGAGUGACCUACAAGAGUAGCUAUGCGGCCAGAUCGGAAUACGUGCUGGUGGAUUAUGUGGGUCGGUGUCGGGAGGUGGGUCUGCUGGCCAGCGAUAUGGGAAGACGGUGUCGCACUGUCAGGUGUCCAGCACCCGUUUCCAAACACUGUCGUCAGAUAGUCCCCCCGGGAGCCUGUUGUCCACUGUGCGCCGGCGGCGCCUUCAGGAUCAUGUACUCCAGGAAGCAGUUCGAUCGCGCUAUGUAUGGAUUGCGGGCCCAGAGCAGCACACUUUUGACCCUCCAUGGAGUGCUGCAACAACUGGAUGGACUGGUGAAGGUCAGCGAAUGCCAGCUGACCGGAUUCCUUACCAUGGAAGUGGGUAUUUUUGUGGCUAUAGUGCCAGCCAGCAGCAUCAAAAGACCAACGCGCCUUCAAUUGGAGGCCUGUGCCCGUGAAGCCGAAAAGAUUUCAUCCCUGAUCAACGCCCAGUCACCCAGGAUUACAACCAACCUAGCCUUGUCCUGUUUGACUGUCUCGCAUCUACUAGAACCCACGCCAAAUGGAGCAACAUCUUAUGGUUCCCACACCAUUUGGAUACUCCCCCUACUUCUGUUAGUUCUUAGGUUAAUCAUAGUUUAAGUUAUACUUAGGAGGAGUGUAUAUGAUCUGACUCAAUCAAGUGAAUUCUUGGUGCCAAUUAAUCUGUUAGUCUAAGGAGAUGGAAAGUGCCUUCACCGCUAGGAAUUGACCCUCUAUACCAUGUGAUAUUAGCUAAAUUAAUCGUUAAGCUGUAAGUG
Drosophila takahashii is the source of this 3399-nucleotide messenger RNA. RefSeq names its product Reversion-inducing-cysteine-rich protein with kazal motifs (gene Reck). Gene Ontology annotation, biological process: extracellular matrix organization. NCBI's taxonomy places the organism in Eukaryota, Metazoa, Arthropoda, Insecta, Diptera, Drosophilidae. Gene Ontology annotation, cellular component: plasma membrane. Gene Ontology annotation, molecular function: protein binding; metalloendopeptidase inhibitor activity. The record is from RefSeq and is a predicted model, not a curated record.